AUGCCCCCCCAAGGCCGCUACCAAGACUCCCUCCACCGGCGGCAAGGCCCCGAGAAGAAGAAGCGCGGCAAGACGCGCAAGGAGACCUACUCCUCCUACAUCUACAAGGUCCUCAAGCAGGUCCACCCCGACACUGGUAUCUCCACUCGUGCCAUGUCCAUCCUGAACUCCUUCGUCAACGACAUCUUCGAGCGCGUUGCCACUGAGGCCUCCAAGCUGGCUGCUUACAACAAGAAGUCCACCAUCUCUUCCCGAGAGAUCCAGACCUCCGUCCGCCUGAUCCUCCCCGGUGAGCUGGCCAAGCACGCCGUCUCUGAGGGUACCAAGGCCGUCACCAAGUACUCCUCCUCCGCCAAAUAA
This is a messenger RNA of Penicillium manginii, 360 nucleotides long. RefSeq names its product histone H2B family protein. The coding region runs from base 1 to 360 and encodes 119 amino acids. Gene Ontology annotation, biological process: nucleosome assembly. Gene Ontology annotation, molecular function: structural constituent of chromatin; DNA binding; protein heterodimerization activity. The transcript has 4 exons. The record is from RefSeq and is a predicted model, not a curated record. NCBI's taxonomy places the organism in Eukaryota, Fungi, Ascomycota, Eurotiomycetes, Eurotiales, Aspergillaceae. Gene Ontology annotation, cellular component: nucleosome.